This is a messenger RNA of Silurus meridionalis, 4499 nucleotides long. It is a transcript of the gene adra1d, whose product is annotated as adrenoceptor alpha 1D. Gene Ontology annotation, molecular function: alpha1-adrenergic receptor activity. Gene Ontology annotation, biological process: adenylate cyclase-activating adrenergic receptor signaling pathway; positive regulation of cytosolic calcium ion concentration; cell-cell signaling. NCBI's taxonomy places the organism in Eukaryota, Metazoa, Chordata, Actinopteri, Siluriformes, Siluridae. Gene Ontology annotation, cellular component: membrane. The coding region runs from base 1175 to 2656 and encodes 493 amino acids. The record is from RefSeq and is a predicted model, not a curated record. The transcript is spliced from 2 exons.
UCAGAUUUAUUUUACACACACAUUUAGAAAAGUAACACAUUUAUUUGAAUGUUUAUAGUAUUUUAUGCUACUAAGCAUACAGCAAGUUUGCAAAAUCAGAAUGGUAUACUGUUAACAACAACCAAUCAGUGACCACCACUUUUCUGUACAACCAAUCAGUGACCACCACCUUUCUGUACAACCAAUCAGUAAACACCACUUUUCUGUACAACCAAUCACUAACCACCACCUUUCUGUACAACCAAUCACUCACCACCACCUUUCUGUACAACCAAUCACUUACCACCACCUUUCUGUACAACCAAUCAGUGACCACCACCUUUCUGUACAACCAAUCAGUGACCACCACCUUUCUGUACAACCAAUCACUCACCACCACCUUUCUGUACAACCAAUCAGUGACCACCACCUUUCUGUACAACCAAUCACUUGCCACCACCUUUCUGUACAACCAAUCAGUGACCACCACCUUUUGUACUACCAAUCAGUGACCACCACCUUUCUGUACAACCAAUCCCUCACCACCACUUUUCUGUACAACCAAUCACUCAUAGAACUGAUAGAAUUAUCUUAGUAUAUAAAAAAUUGCAUGUAAGUAUCAUAAGUGUCUUUAGAAAAACCUAUUUUUUCCUUCUUGAAGUUUAUAAAUAUGAAAACCUUUUUCCCUAACCCUUUUCAGCAUGCGUUCGUUACUUUCCCCUGAAACCAGUUUGCACCUAACCCUUGUCCCAGGAGAGCCGCGCUGCAGUCCCUCUGCUGGUGUGGUUCCGAAGCGCACGGCUGCGUGGUUAUGAAGCGUCACUCAGUUGGGAGGAGAACCUGAACACGGGGUUACGCGCAGCCCCAGUGUGGAGAAGCGCGCAGCACUCGAGCCACCGAAACCAGCGACAAACCCGGAGCGUGCGUCUGGAGAAGAACUGCGGAACUCUACCUCACAUGACUCAGCAGGUGGAUGAGUGGAGUCUUGCGAAUCCUGGACCUGAAAGAAGACUCCGGAAUGGAUUCCCGAAAGCUGAAAGUGAGACCCGAGUGAAAGCGCGGGUGUGUGAAAGAGAAAAACAUGGACGGAAGGGUGGAUGGAUGGAUGCGCGUCUCUCUGUCAGCUAUGGAAAAUGAAAGUGUGCUGCGCUUUAAAAUGAGACUCGUGUAAAACUUUUCUUUAUGGAGUUUCAACAUGCCAUUGUCUAAUCGGAACCAGAGUCAUGACGCGCUCAACGUGUCGCUCUCCGAGAUAUCCAACAGCAGCGCGAACGCGACGUGCGCCGGAACCGUGCUGGACGCGCAGGUCGUGGCGGUGGGAAUCUUCCUGGCCGUCUUCAUCCUGGCCGCAAUCGUCGGGAACAUUUUGGUAAUUCUUUCGGUUUUGUGCAACAAGCAUCUGCAGACAGUCACCAACUUCUUCAUAGUGAAUUUAGCCAUCGCGGAUUUACUCCUGAGCGUCGUGGUGCUGCCCUUCUCCGCGUCGCUGGAGGUGUUUGGAUGCUGGAUGUUUGGACGCGUCUUCUGCAACAUCUGGGCUGCCGUGGACGUCUUGUGCUGCACCGCGUCCAUCCUGAGCUUGUGCAUCAUCUCCAUAGACCGGUACAUCGGCGUCAAAUACUGCCUCAAAUACCCCACGAUAAUGACCGAGCGCAAAGCCGGGGUCAUCCUGGUCCUGCUCUGGGUCUCCUCGGUGGUCAUCUCAGUAGGACCGCUUUUAGGCUGGAAGGAACCUCCGCCGUCUGACGAGAGCAUCUGCAGCAUCACAGAGGAACCCGGCUACGCGUUGUUCUCCUCGCUGUUCUCUUUCUACCUCCCGCUCAUGGUCAUCCUCGUCAUGUACUUUCGGGUCUACGUGGUGGCUCGGAGGACGACUAAGAGCCUGGAAGCAGGAGUGAAGCGAGAAAGGAACAAGUCCAUGGAGGUGGUGCUGCGGAUCCACUGCCGGAGCUCACCGGAAGACGCCGGCGCGGGUUCCAAGAGCAAGAACAAUCCGCUGCGCAGCUCGCUCUCGGUGCGCCUCAUGAAGUUCUCCAGGGAGAAGAAAGCGGCGAAAACUCUGGCUAUCGUGGUCGGGAUGUUCAUUGUGUGUUGGCUGCCGUUUUUCUUCGUCUUGCCUCUAGGAUCUUUCUUCCCUGCUCUGAAACCUUCAGACAUGGUGUUUAAGAUCAUCUUCUGGCUGGGUUACUUCAACAGCUGCAUUAACCCGGUCAUCUACCCCUGCUCUAGUAAAGAAUUCCAACGAGCCUUUACCCGCCUACUUCGCUGCCAGUGCCAUCGGCGCCCCCGCCGCUUACGCCGCUUCUAUGACCAGCGCUGGCGUACGGCCCUCAGGGGCCCGGCUACAGACUCUCGGGGUGACUAUCAACCCGGUUUCUCCCUCCACGAGUCCUGCAGCAGCUCCAUUUUCUCCUGUCGGAGCAAAAGCCGUUCCCUGAACCUGAAAAGCUGGAAUCUGUUCCCUCCCUUGCAGAAGUCCUCCUUCCGACUGAAGGAGAAGAUGAACAACUUGUCGAACAAGAUCAAGAGUGGUGCGGGGAAGAGUUCAAUGCCCUCUCUGGACAGGACCGAGAUCGAUACGGUGGCCAUGGGGAUCUACAGCGAUUGCAGUGAGCCAAGUGGCUAUCAGAUAUACGAUCUGACAGAAUGUUACGGCUUGAAGGAAACAGAUAUCUAAGUUGAGAUGUUGCUCAGACACAAAAUGGGCAACUUGACAAAAGCACACUUUCAAAAACUAUUCAAGAUCACAGAAAUGUUUUUGUUUACUUUUUUGUCUAAGACAAGACAGACAUUUCUUUCCCAGGGGUAUUUUAAAACAUUUGACUUUGAACACUGAAGGUGCAUAUGUUUCUUAUUUGUCCCUGUAAAGUAAAACGACUGCUUUACUCCAGACACUGCCAUCACUUGGCGUAUAACCAGACUCGUGCACUCUGUAAAUCUAUUUUAGAGGCGUUUUAGUGUAAUCAUUUAAAGUCACCCAAAAAUUUGUCUAGAAUUAUUAUUUUUAAAGACAGAAAAUGAUGCUUUUAGGUUUUAUUACUGUUGUUUCAAAGACAGAACUUUCACUCUCAUCCAAAAAAUAAAGAAAAUUCAAUAUACCCUUCAAAUCCAAAUCACUAAAUGAUUUUUGUCUAAACCACAAUAUCCUAAAGUUUUAGCAAUUUUUAUAGCAGCUCUAAACAGCAGUUCACUAAAUUCAGUUUUCUCUCUUAAAGUUAAUAAAUCAAUAACAGGGAUUGGUACCAAUAAACCACAAAAAAUCUGUUGCAACGCAAUUACACUGGAGACGUCUUUACAAUUCACAACAAUGCUCUCUGAGAACGGCAGUUUUUUCACUACUGUAAAAUUGUUUCCUUUUUUUGUUUGGUUUCUGGAGGAAAAAUCUAACGAAUUGAUGAAGGCUCAUUGCUUUGAAUAAAUUCAACGAUGUACAUCUUCGCCACUGUAGGAGGCUCAGAUGAGAGCAAUUAGUAGAUUAAGUGUAAAUAUUCUAUGUUUCAGAUUUAUAAUGGGAUGUUUUGAUUAUGUGUGAAAGAUUUUUUUUUCUAUGUAUCUGAAGAAACCCACGUACACUAUAAGGACAAAAGCACUGGGACACUUGACUUUACCAACUGUUUGUAGUUAUUCAGCAAACUGUUAUCACAAAGUUGUAAGUAAACAAUUGUAUAAGAUCAUGAUCAGGUCUGUGAAGAUGGGUUGGAAUGAAUGAUCUCCUGCUAUAGAGGUUGUUUUGGGAUGAAUUGGAAUGCUGAUUGCACUCCACUUCAGUACCUACUGGCAUUACUAACAGCCUUGUAGCUAAAUGUAUCUCCACAAAUCGAGCAUAACAUCUUCCCAGAAGAGUGGAGUUAGUAAAUUUGGAAUGAGAUGUUUAAAAAGCACAUAGCAAUCUUAUUGCUAUGUUCACCGACAUUUGUCCAUGUAGUGUACGUUUAUCCAUACAAAAUCUAACGCUGUGCAUAGGAACCGCGUGGAACCACUAAAACCAUGAUUAUUAGCAAACAAAUUGUACCUGAUAUUUUCAGCACCAGAAGUUCCAAAAAUAUUGCACUGCAGUGGCACGUUUGAGCUGGAAACAAAACUCUUUUCAAGUUUCGGGUGACUUUCAAAAAAAUACUUUCAAAAAUAGCUUAAUCAUAGUAACAAAAGACCUCCAUACAGUGAGCUACCUACAGUUCAACCGUGAAGUCUGAGGAAACACGAAAGUCCACGGUACAGUGUGUUAUUUAUUAUAACUUGCCGAGAGGUACUGUUGUGUUUACUUGUAAAAGGCAUAUCGUUUAACCUGGAACAGGUCGUUUUUAUUUAAAUGGAACACAACACACUACUUCUAGACGCCUCCAUGUUCAUACGUUUUUUUCAAAAUGGGAGUUCUUCGUGCAACCAAAAAAAAAAAAACGACUACAAAAAAAAAUAUUCAUUUGAAUUCAUUUGUAUUUGCAGAUGUGUUGUCCAUCCAUAACUGAUGUAACACACACAUACACAUAAAAAACAAAUAGAAAUAAAAAAUUUGAGCAUUU